CAGAAAUUUUAUUGUAUUGUGCAAAUUGCUAUUGAGCAUAAUAUAUUGUUGCCGCAGUACAAACUCUAUUCAGUGCCUGUUCAGUAGGCAAAUAAUUGGCAUUUAUAGUAGAUUGUUUUCAAAAAUUUCGCUUGAUUUUACAAAAUACACAAUUUAAGAAAGAAAACUGGAAACUGAAUGCUUGCCACGAUAGCGGAAAGCGYCCGCAAUAAAAGCGGCCAAUAAGCUGGUAUUGUGUGUGUAGUGAAAUGCAUAGUAGCGAUUGGAAGAAUCAUGCUGGAGGAGAGUGGCCAUCGCCGCGGGAGGUGCCAUACCAGCAGCAAAAAUUCUUACAAAAGCGACCACAACGUUUACAAUAUGGCCAACAGGCAGGCAACGCAACAUUUUAUGAACGUUGGCACGUCAACCCAGCAGCAGCGUAUCCACCGCCCAUGUACGCAACGGACGACAGUGGUUGCUAUCGCCGCUAUUCGUUAGAUGCACCACCUGAAUCGUUGAUUUAUUAUAAUCGUAAUCCAACAGCCGCAUUUAUUGGACAUUCACUUGAUAAUGUUGAUGGCCCUUCCCCUGCMWUUUCUAAUACAUUAUUAUACCCGAAUACUUGGCAUAUUGGCGACGAUGAGCCGCCACCACUACCGGACAAUGUACGCCGUGCAUUCUAUUUUAAACAAAAGAGCACACAAUCGCUAGCAGUUGAUGCAAAUAUUAUAAAUACAGAGCAGGUUGUGCAUAAUUUGACUUUGUUCGGACGUUUUUUGGAAGUAGUGCAGAGUUGGCCAUUGCCCCAUGUUUCAUUUACAACGGCUUGUAUUUUAGUUUUGAUAGCCACAUUUAUAUCACCACGUUUAUGGGCACAAAAUAUUAUAUUUCCUGCUUUCAGAUUAUCCUUUGGUACUCUGUAUCCAGCAUACGCUUCUUACAAGGCUGUACGCACCAAAAAUGUGAAAGAAUAUGUGAAAUGGAUGAUGUAUUGGAUUGUGUACGCUUUCUUUACAUGCAUCGAAACAUUUACGGAUAUCUUUCUUUCAUGGUUUCCAUUUUACUAUGAAGUGAAAGUGAUCAUUGUUUUAUGGCUUUUAUCGCCCGCUACAAAGGGUAGCUCUACAUUGUACAGGAAAUUCGUACACCCCAUGCUAACACGCAGAGAACAGGAAAUCGACGAAUACCUCAAUCAAGCCAAAGAACGUGGCUACUCAGCUGUAUUACAAUUGGGCACCAAAGGCGUCAACUAUGCUACCAAUGUCAUCAUGCAAACAGCGCUCAAGGGUGGCGGCAACCUGGUGCAAACGUUGCGACGCAGUUACAGCUUGAGCGAUCUCUCGGAGCCAGAUGUGCAACGCACGCAGGACGAGAUCGACGAAGUCGUGCAAAUGCGUUCACAGCAACGGCUGCUGCGUCCACGUCCGCAGGCAAGUAUUGCCCGCUCAGCGUCGGGUACACGCCACUCAACCGGCAUGUAUUUCUCCGAGGUGGAUGUUGCUAAGGGUGCGGAUGGUUUUAACUACAAUAUAAGAUCAUCGGAAGACAUUAGUUCGGGUUACUCCAGCGCCGAGCCGGUAUCGGUUGGCCUAAGCAGAACAUCGUCGAUGACAAAUGCUUCGAAAACACGUUUGAAAGCCAGRCGUACAACAGAGAUUUUAAAUGAACCCGAACACAAGUUUAGGCCCAGUGCUCAAGAGUUUAGGGGAAGUUUAGAAGAUUUUGAAGCAUUACACGAUYCAACCGUCGUCGAUAUACAGAAAUGCAUACAAAUUUUAGAGGAGAUGCCACAUAUCGAAGGCGACGACGGCAACUGCUUGUCAGUUGAAAAAAUGCAAACCAUUGAUGAGAUCAAUGACGUGGAUUGUAGCUUUGAGGUCGAAACUGGCGUUGAAGAAAUUAUAAAACUCAAAGACCAAGCAACGGUCACAAUAAUGCAACAGCAAUCAGAAGCCGAGCUGGACGCAGUGGAGGAGACAUGCGAGGCGCCCAUGGCMGACAUCGUUGAAGUAGCAUUAAAGGACGAUUAUUAUUUGAAGGAGGAUAACAAUUCUAUUUACAGUAACAGCGAUACCUACAACACACUCSAAAGCAGCGAUGAGGACAAUGAAAGCGAUGUCUUCACAGAUGCGCUACCCACAUUAGAGUCAGCUGAAGGAACAAACCCGGAGAAAGAURGCGAAGAGACGCCUGCAGACAGCUUUGAACAGCAAGRGAUUACAACUGCUUGCGCGCCACCCGAUUUACCCAUAARRGCCAACGAAAUCGUAAACCAAGCUGUGGCUCAAGCAACCACAACCAGCGUCGAACCUCAAGCAACUGCCGAAAAACCAAAAAUCAAUGCCAAAGAACUACAAGACACCUUAAAAGCAAUCAAAGAUAAUUUUCGUGCCAAUAUUGCAACAACAACAACAACAACAACAAUACCAACAUUAACUUCUUACACAACUGCAAUUGACAGUAAAUUACAGAUGCCACGCCCACUAACGCACAACAAGGGCAAAGCACCAGCUCCACCAUUGCCGUCGCGUCCCACACGUUCAACAGAUGUUGUUGUGAGCAGCACACCAUCACUUAGUAGUAACGUGGAUGCGGCUAGCUUAUCCUCACGUAGUCCUUCGCCAGCGCCGCACCGGAACAUAUUCCGAAAUAUAAAAAGCAAUCUCUUGCGUUUGGCCAGCAACAACAGCUUGACGGGCAAAGCAAGCGAAGCGAAUGCCGAAAAGCCAACUACCCGUUAUGAGACGCAAUUGUAAAUUAGUUCUAGUUCCAAGUACUAAGCAUAUAAGCUUAUAGACUCUACAACAACAACAAAGCACCCACUUAUAUAAAUGGUCUACAAAUACAACAAUUCUUUUAGAACUGUUAUGUCGGCUAGCUAUACCACGCUUCCACGCACCAAAAAGUCUGAAAAAGUCAUUGGAGCCACGACGAAAACGCGCAGCAAGACGCA
Bactrocera latifrons is the source of this 2932-nucleotide messenger RNA. RefSeq names its product receptor expression-enhancing protein 1 (gene ReepA). Gene Ontology annotation, molecular function: microtubule binding. Gene Ontology annotation, cellular component: endoplasmic reticulum tubular network; cytoplasmic microtubule; endoplasmic reticulum membrane. The transcript has 8 exons. The coding region runs from base 249 to 2735 and encodes 828 amino acids. NCBI's taxonomy places the organism in Eukaryota, Metazoa, Arthropoda, Insecta, Diptera, Tephritidae. The record is from RefSeq and is a predicted model, not a curated record. Gene Ontology annotation, biological process: endoplasmic reticulum tubular network organization.